GCUGUAUAUAUAGCCACUGACCUCUCUCUCUCUCCCCUCUCCCUCUAUAUAUCUCUCUCUUUACUUCUCACUCUCUCUUCAUAACAUUACUCUGUUCUUCUCUCUCUCUCUCUCUGUCUGUCUGUCUAUAUAGAGUUAUCUGAAGCAGUGCACUGCAGGUGUAGCUUCAGCAGAGUGCAGACUAGUUAGUUAAUUAACGGUUUUUGCUUCUCUUUAUCCCCAUUUUGCCCUUCUUCUUCUACCCACAUAGAGCGAAAGAAGACUAUUUCAUCAUGAUUAGCUGGAAAGAUCUCUACACCGUUUUAACGGCGGUGAUUCCUCUUUAUGUUGCUAUGAUCUUGGCCUAUGGCUCCGUUCGCUGGUGGAAGAUCUUCAGCCCGGACCAGUGCUCAGGUAUCAACCGGUUCGUCGCUAUUUUCGCUGUGCCGCUAUUGUCUUUCCAUUUCAUCUCCAGCAACGAUCCUUACGCUAUGAAUUUCCGGUUCAUUGCCGCCGAUACGCUUCAAAAGAUUAUAAUGCUUUUCGCUCUCGGUAUUUGGACUAAUUUCACUAAAAAUGGAAGUUUAGAAUGGAUGAUUACGAUUUUCUCCUUAUCUACUCUUCCAAACACGCUAGUCAUGGGCAUUCCUUUGUUGAUUGCCAUGUACGGCAAGUACUCCGGUAGCCUCAUGGUUCAGGUGGUGGUUUUGCAGUGUAUCAUUUGGUACACUCUUCUCUUGUUUCUUUUUGAGUACAGAGGAGCCAAGAUGUUGAUCAUGGAGCAAUUCCCUGAAACUGCAGCUUCCAUUGUUUCGUUUAAGGUAGAUUCCGAUGUUGUUUCUUUAGACGGUAGAGAUUUCUUGGAAACAGAUGCUGAGAUUGGUGAUGAUGGGAAGCUGCAUGUGACGGUGAGGAAAUCCAAUGCUUCGCGGCGAUCUUUGGGGCCUGGUUCUUUCUCUGGAUUGACUCCUCGUCCCUCGAAUCUUACUGGCGCUGAGAUUUAUAGCUUGAGUUCAUCAAGAAAUCCAACCCCAAGAGGAUCUAAUUUUAACACUUCCGACUUCUAUAAUAUGAUGGGUGUGCAGGGAUUCCCCGGUGGAAGACUCUCAAAUUUUGGUCCGGCGGACUUGUACUCGGUACAAUCUUCAAGAGGUCCAACUCCUCGGCCCUCAAACUUUGAAGAAAACUGUGCUCCAAUGGCUACAAAUUCUUCUCCAAGAUUCGGGUUUUAUCCGGCGCAAACGGUGCCAACAUCUUAUCCAGCACCAAAUCCGGAAUUUUCUUCAACGGUUUCCACAAAAAACACCAAGAAUCUUCAGCAGCAGCAACAGGAGCAACAACAGCAGCAGCAGCAGCCUCAGCAACAGAAUUCCAAAGCAAACCAUGACGCUAAGGAGCUCCACAUGUUUGUUUGGAGCUCGAGUGCCUCGCCGGUCUCCGACGUAUUUGGAGGGAACGAUUUUGGGGCAUCCCAGCCAUCUGGCCGGUCCGACCAGGGAGCCAAGGAGAUCAGGAUGUUAGUUGCUGACCACCCACAAAAUGGUGAAUCCAAAGGAGAAUUUCCUGGCGAGGACUUCAGUUUUGCUGGUAAAGUAGAAGGAGAAGAUGAAGGGCGAGAAAAAGGGGGACCCACUGGACUUAACAAACUGGGGUCGAGCUCAACCGCAGAGCUCCACCCCAAAACCUCCGGAGCACCAGAGUCUGGAGGCAACAAACAGAUGCCUCCAGCAAGUGUGAUGACCCGUCUGAUAUUGAUCAUGGUAUGGCGUAAACUGAUUCGGAAUCCAAACACAUACUCCAGUCUCAUUGGCUUGGUUUGGUCUCUAAUUUCAUUCCGGUGGCAUGUGGCUAUGCCUAAAAUAAUAGAGAAAUCCAUCUCUAUACUCUCUGAUGCUGGCCUCGGAAUGGCUAUGUUCAGCUUAGGUCUGUUUAUGGCUUUACAACCAAAGAUAAUUGCCUGUGGGAAUUCGGUGGCUGCAUUUGCUAUGGCUGUUCGCUUCCUUACUGGGCCUGCAGUGAUGGCUGCGGCUUCAAUUGCUGUUGGCCUGCGUGGUACUCUUCUCCAUGUCGCUAUUGUUCAGGCUGCACUACCACAAGGAAUUGUUCCAUUUGUGUUUGCCAAAGAGUACAACGUCCAUCCAGCCAUCCUUAGCACUGCGGUUAUCUUCGGAAUGUUAAUAGCGUUACCAAUUACCCUUGUCUACUACAUUCUCCUUGGAUUGUGAUUUUUCUCAGUGGUAUCCACAAAAUAGAGCAGAAAUGAAGAGAAUUUUGAUUGCUAAUGAUAGUGGGUCACACUUAUUGGCUUGGCAUAGCUAGCUAGCUGCAUUGACUGCCCUAUAUGUUGGAAGUAGAGGAGGAUUUCCCAAGGAAAGAAGAAUUUAAUACAAAGAAAUUUGCCAAAGGUUCCAAGAUUCUUGGAGCUAAAAAAACAUUUUAGCUUAGUUGUAAGCCCUGAUAUAAGGAGAAUGCACCCAGUAAGAUGAAAAGGAGCAAAUUAAAGAAUUAAUUGAAGGCCGUUCUUUGCAUAAGGGAGACAUGAAAGAAGAAAACAUGGGCAAAAGAGAUAAUCUAUUUCUCUUCAUUUCUAUCCGUUAGUGCAUGUAAAGUCUGAUUUCAAUAUUAAUUAUUCUCCUUGUGCUACAAAACGACAAUAAAAAAGAUUGAUGAAUUGGAUUAGAAGAUAUUAAGAGGAGAAAAGGGUAGUUUUUUUUUUUUUUUUUGCCUUUUUUCGUUUCCUUUUGUUGUAUUAGUUUAAUUUGUUCUUAGUGUUUGGCUUUUGAUUGUCCAUAGAACUGGCAAUUAUUUGUAUUUGUCUUUUUCCUCUUAUUUGUAAUUUAUAUAAGAUGUUUAUGAUAAAAAAAAAGUCAAUUAAUCA
Messenger RNA from Manihot esculenta (cassava), 2857 nucleotides. RefSeq names its product auxin efflux carrier component 4. The record is from RefSeq and is a predicted model, not a curated record. Gene Ontology annotation, biological process: auxin polar transport; auxin export across the plasma membrane. The coding region runs from base 273 to 2204 and encodes 643 amino acids. The transcript has 6 exons. Lineage: Eukaryota; Viridiplantae; Streptophyta; Magnoliopsida; Malpighiales; Euphorbiaceae. Gene Ontology annotation, cellular component: endoplasmic reticulum; plasma membrane. Gene Ontology annotation, molecular function: auxin efflux transmembrane transporter activity.